This is a messenger RNA of Maudiozyma barnettii, 1824 nucleotides long. It is a transcript of the gene ULP1, whose product is annotated as SUMO protease ULP1. The transcript has a single exon. Gene Ontology annotation, cellular component: nucleus. The coding region runs from base 1 to 1824 and encodes 607 amino acids. The record is from RefSeq and is a predicted model, not a curated record. Lineage: Eukaryota; Fungi; Ascomycota; Saccharomycetes; Saccharomycetales; Saccharomycetaceae. Gene Ontology annotation, molecular function: deSUMOylase activity. Gene Ontology annotation, biological process: protein desumoylation.
AUGACUCUUCAAAAUUAUAAAAGGCGUAACCUUCAAAAUCCGUAUACACCAUUAUAUUCUACUAUUUCGAUAUAUGGAUCCAGAUAUAGUAGACCUUCCUUAUUUAGUACUAAAAGAGCGAUAAGUACCUCGGGAUAUUCAAUGAAUCAUUACAACGGACGUCCAAAUUCUAGAACUGUUUCACUCUCUUCCUCAAUAAAUUCACAUGACUCCUCCCCCCAUUCAUUAGUCUCGAUUAAUUCAUCCUCAUUAAAUAAUCCAUCAGAUAGUGAUGAUAUACAAAUAGUAGAAGAAAAUAAUAGAGGUGUGUUAACGAAUAUAUCUACGGGGUUUUUAGAUACAGGAAUAAAUGCCUUACAUAAAAUUUUCCACCCUUAUCAACAAUCUAAACAGAAUAUAAUAGAUUUAACUAAAGAUUUAGAUGAUGAGGACCAAAAUGAAAAUUCGAUCAACACUCUUAAUAAGAGACGAAAACUGAUCGAUUUAAAAGAUACCGAUACCAUAGAUAAUUACAACAACAACAACAAUGUAUCACAGUUCAAUUUAUCAAAGGAUCCAUUCGGUUGGGAUAAAUGGGAAACUACAGAAAUAGGUGCCUCUGAUAGCCCCCUAAUUAAUGAGAAGAAUCGUACUAAUGGUAAAAGAGAUACUAAUAGACAGUAUGGUACCCAUUUCUAUCGUAAAAAUGAACGUCGAAAAGAAAAUAUUAACAAUGCAAAUAUGAUCUUAAGAGGGAGAUCGGAUGAAGUUUCAUAUCUUAGACAGAUAUUCACUGGUAAAUAUGAGAUUCCAAAAAUUAUUAGAGAUGAACGUGACGAGCAACUGAAACUUUUAGAAAGAGAUAGAAAGAUUGGUACAGCUCAGAAUUAUAGAAUAAAAAAUUCGAUUGUUGAUAUCACGGAAAGGAUAAAAAGGGUUCUUAUGGAAAACAGGAAAAAUCUCACAGAAUCUCGUACAGAAUCGACAGAUGAUGAUUUAAUAUUUGUGAAAGAACAGAAGUUGACAUCUCUAGAAAAGAAAAGACAAGAUUUUUAUAAUGACAGUUUCAAACUUGACCAGACUCUCCUAGAAUUUAAGAAUGAAUUUAGAAAUUAUAAACAAUUGAUUGCACGUAGAAGACAAAUACAAGAUGAAAUAAAAGCUAAGAGAGAGAAAAUUAAAAAAACUAAAGUAAUUGUCCCACAAUUGGACAGUUCACAAAUCCAAUGUGUUAAAGAUGCCCUUAACAGACAGGACAAUGGUGUAUUGAGUAAUAAAGAUAAUUUUGAAGUGCGGGUUAGAGAUGUCAAAACACUAACUCCUCGAAGAUGGCUGAAUGACACCGUUAUAGAAUAUUUUAUGAAAUCUAUCGAAAGAACCACUGAACAUACAGUUGCAUUCAAUUCAUUUUUCUACACCAGUCUAUCGGAACGUGGUUACCAAGGUGUAAGGAGGUGGAUGAAGAGGAAGAAGGUACAAAUUACAGACUUAGAUAAAAUAUUUGUUCCUAUCAAUUUAAACCAAUCUCAUUGGGCCCUGGGCAUGAUAGAUAUCAAAAACAAAUCCAUAAACUAUGUGGAUUCUUUAUCACAUGGCCCUAAUGCGAUGAGUUUCGCAAUCUUGAACGAUUUAAAAGGUUAUGUCAUUAAUGAAAGUAAAGAGACUAUUGGUCAAGAUUUUGAAUUGAACCAUAUGAGUUGUCCUCAGCAACCAAACGGCUUCGAUUGUGGUAUAUAUGUUUGUCUUAAUACUCUGUACUUGAGUAAAGAUUCAGAUCUGACAUUCAGUUAUGAAGAUGCAGCAAGAAUGAGAAUGUAUAUUGCAUAUUUAAUUAUGUCAGAUUGA